UUUCCACUGGCCUAUAUAUCUGCUUGAUGAAAGUUGCAAUUCCAUUUAAAUCACUUGAGUUAUGUAUCGAUUGAUCAUCGUAUCAAAAUAUCUAUCAGCAUCUUUCUUUGUUUAGGAUUAUUUAGGAUAUCAAAGUAAAUGUUUAAUUGUCAAUUUUAUUGAACAAAUAUCAUUUAUUUUGUGACAUGUGUGAUCCAACAUUAAAAAAGGAAUAAACAUAAAAAAGUUAAACUCAAAUAAACGACCGAGAACAUCAGAACGAAAGAAACAAUGUUCAUUAUUAUAUUGAUAUUAUUCAUAUUUAUUUUAUUGAUUUAUAAUUACUACGUGCAUUAUGAAAGGAACAAUCGACUUCUUAAUCUUAUACCGGGACCAUCGGGCUAUCCAAUUAUUGGCAAUGCACUCCAAUGCUAUGUGUCAGUAGAGGAACUAUGGAAGCUGGCCUGUACAUUAAUGAAUGAAUAUUAUCCCUUUUUUAAAUUUGGAGGUUUCUUUGUAUAUGGAGUAUGUAUCAGUCAUCCAGAUGAUUUAGAGACGAUUCUAAGCAGCACUAAGUACAUCGAGAAAGGUCGUUUGUAUAACUUAUUACAUCCCUGGUUAAACACAGGUCUCCUCACUAGCAAAGGAGUUAAGUGGCAAACGCGGCGAAAGAUAUUAACACCUACAUUUCAUUUUAAUAUAUUGAAUCAAUUUGUCGACAUCUUUAUCAAAGAGGGCGAUUGCAUGACAAAAUCUUUAAAAAAUGUCGAAAUAUCGGUUGUAAAGGAUUUAUCAUCCUUUAUUAGUGAGCAUACGUUAAACGCGAUAUGCGAAACUGCCAUGGGCGUCUCUCUGCAAAAACUUGGCGAGUUCCAAAAGCAAUAUCGAAAUGCGAUUAAUGAAAUAGUUGAAUUGAUGAUUUACAGAGCAGUGAAGCCUUGGUUCUACAACGAUAUGUUAUUCUCAUUGAACGCCACAAGGAAGAAAGCAAAAGAAAGUCUUGAAAAUAUUGCAUGGAUUUACGGAAAAAAUUAUUGCGGAAAGAAAGCUUUAUCACCAACUUACUAACCAUCAAUAUUUAAAAAAUCUUGAAAAUAAUGAGGAAACAGAAGAUGUCGAAAUAUUUAAAAU
Camponotus floridanus (Florida carpenter ant) is the source of this 1110-nucleotide messenger RNA. RefSeq names its product cytochrome P450 4C1-like. The coding region runs from base 271 to 1047 and encodes 258 amino acids. The transcript has 8 exons. Gene Ontology annotation, molecular function: iron ion binding; monooxygenase activity; heme binding. Lineage: Eukaryota; Metazoa; Arthropoda; Insecta; Hymenoptera; Formicidae. The record is from RefSeq and is a predicted model, not a curated record.